This is a messenger RNA of Ochotona princeps (American pika), 1263 nucleotides long. RefSeq names its product E2F transcription factor 5 (gene E2F5). NCBI's taxonomy places the organism in Eukaryota, Metazoa, Chordata, Mammalia, Lagomorpha, Ochotonidae. Gene Ontology annotation, cellular component: RNA polymerase II transcription regulator complex. Gene Ontology annotation, biological process: regulation of transcription by RNA polymerase II. The record is from RefSeq and is a predicted model, not a curated record. Gene Ontology annotation, molecular function: RNA polymerase II cis-regulatory region sequence-specific DNA binding; DNA-binding transcription factor activity, RNA polymerase II-specific; protein dimerization activity. The transcript is spliced from 8 exons. Bases 83 to 1168 code for a protein of 361 amino acids.
AGCACCCCGCACGCAGGUGGCCCCGAGCGGAGCGGGCGAGCGGCGGGGCGCCGGGGCCGGGCCACCGCGGCACCGGGACGCGAUGGCGGCGGCGGAGCCCGCGAGCUCCGGCCAGCAGGCGCCGCCGGGGCAAGGGCAACGUCCACAGCCGCAGCCUCCGCAGCCUCCACCACAUCCUCCACAACCGCCACAGCACCCCGGGAGCGCGGGCGGCAGCGGGGGCGGCGGUGGUAGUGGUGCCGGUGGUGGUGGUGGCGGCGGCGGCAGCAGCAGGCACGAGAAGAGCCUGGGACUGCUCACCACCAAGUUCGUGUCGUUGCUGCAGGAAGCCAAGGACGGCGUCUUGGAUCUCAAAGCGGCUGCAGACACUUUGGCUGUAAGGCAAAAAAGAAGAAUUUACGAUAUCACCAAUGUCUUAGAAGGAAUUGAUCUCAUUGAAAAAAAGUCAAAAAAUAGUAUCCAGUGGAAAGGUGUAGGUGCUGGCUGUAAUACUAAAGAAGUCAUAGAUAGACUGAAAUUUCUUAAGACUGAAAUUGAAGAUUUAGAACUGAAGGAAAGAGAACUUGAUCAGCAGAAGUUGUGGCUCCAGCAAAGCAUCAAAAAUGUGAUGGAUGACUCCAUUAAUAAUAGAUUUUCCUAUGUAACUCAUGAAGACAUCUGUAACUGCUUUAACGGUGAUACACUUUUGGCCAUUCAGGCACCUUCUGGUACACAGCUGGAGGUACCUAUUCCAGAAAUGGGUCAGAAUGGUCAGAAGAAGUACCAGAUCAAUCUAAAGAGUCACUCAGGACCUAUCCACGUGCUGCUGAUAAAUAAAGAGUCCAGUUCCUCGAAGCCUGUGGUGUUUCCCAUUCCCCCACCUGAUGACCUCACCCAGCCUUCAUCCCAGUCCUCCUCCACUCCAGUGACUCCACAGAAACCCCCCGGGGCCGCUCAGCAUGUGCCUGAGCAGCCUGCCUCUGAAAGAAGUCCACAUCUCCAGCAGACACCUGCUACAGACAUACCUUCAGUAGGAUCUAUUAGUGGAGACAUCAUUGAUGAGUUAAUGUCUUCUGAUGUGUUUCCACUCUUGCGGCUUUCUCCUACCCCAGCAGAUGACUACAACUUUAAUUUAGAUGACAAUGAAGGAGUGUGUGACCUGUUUGAUGUCCAGAUACUAAACUACUAGAUUUCAUGGAAAUUUGGGACUCCUAUCUACCUCUAACUGUGUAACAUUUAGACUUCUUAAUAACCUAAGUAUUUAAUGAAUGUAACACCUUUUUA